Messenger RNA from Mugil cephalus (flathead mullet), 828 nucleotides. RefSeq lists its product as uncharacterized. The record is from RefSeq and is a predicted model, not a curated record. Gene Ontology annotation, molecular function: transmembrane signaling receptor activity. Gene Ontology annotation, biological process: cell surface receptor signaling pathway. The transcript has 6 exons. Lineage: Eukaryota; Metazoa; Chordata; Actinopteri; Mugiliformes; Mugilidae. Bases 1 to 828 code for a protein of 275 amino acids.
AUGAGGCACACUGUGCUCUUGGCGCUGGGCUUAUUCUUGCUCAGUACACUCUUCCGCGGAAACGCUCAAGCAAAUCAACCUCAGGCCUCACUGACAGUUGAUGGCAGAGUCAUACCAGCAGGAGGCAGAGUGACUCUGACCUGCUCUGUGGAGCCCUCUGCUGGUUGGAGGUUCUACUGGUUCAGAGGUGGAUCAGAGUUUUCUACAGUUCAGACAGUAACAUCUGGAACAUCAUCCACCUCUGUGAGUGUUUCAGAAGGAGGCAUCUAUCACUGCAGAGGAGGAAGAGGAGACCAAGUGUUCUUCACAGCAGAGAGUAAUGCUGUCACAAUAGAGGAAACAGUUUCCGGUGAGGCCACAGUGAUCCUUCAAACCAACUGGACUCAGAUAUUCACAGGAGAGACAAUCACCCUCAGAUGUGAGAUCCAGGGAGGUGGAGGAACUCAGUGGACGUAUGAAUGGGAACAAGACGAGUUAAAUAAACCUCCAACAUCCAGAGAAUACAGGAUCAAUGGAGCUACUGUGUCUGACAGUGGAGGAUACAGAUGUAGAGGUAGAAGUUACUACUAUUUAACAAAGUGGAGUGAUACCAUCAGACUGACUGUAUCAGAGACCAUCAGACGAUUAGUGAUAAAUGACACGUCAGCAAUACGUCUGAUGACGCUUCUGAGGAAGACUGGACUCACAGUCCAAACUGUCAAGCAGCUUUUCUCGCUGCGUCUAGUCUCUGGGAAUGUUAUCCAGAAUUACUACAUGAAUGAUCUUUCCUCUAAACUAAAAGAAAUUGCAGUAAACAUCAACCUCCAUCUCAGGGUGGAGAACAGUUGA